AAUACAACAACAAGGGCAACAAUAGAAACAGUAACAACAAAAAUAAUAAUAAUAAUAAUAACAACAACAACAGAAGCAGCAACAGCAUCAUCUCGAUAUAAUUUGCAAACGCUCUGUCAAGGAAAAUAAUAAAUAAAAAAAAAAAAGCAGAAAAAGAAUUAGCUCAAACGAGUUUUGUUUCAAAAAAACUCUGAAAAGGAAAAAUAUUUUCUCUAAAUGAUAAAAAAAUCAAAAAAAAAAGAAACCAAAAGCUAAGAAAGGGAUUCGGAAAAAUUCACUCAAACAGCGCCAUACACUUACCCACUUCGGAUGAUAUGCUAAAACGUUAAACAAUUAUCACCAAUAAAAAGUAGCAACAACAACAACAACAACAACUUAAAAAACACAAAACGCAAACUCAACAUACUCAAGCAUUUAAAGCCGAGCAAAAGUUAAAAAAAACAAAAACAUAAUCGCUCCAUAACUAACGGAUUUUCUAUAUAUAAUAAAAGAAAAGAAAAAAAAAAACAAACCAAAAUUCUCCUUUACUCUCUUCCUCUAACUUAAGUUAUCAUUUAACGCGAGAGUUUAAACUACUGAACACUAAACAACGCAUUCUCUCCUUCUCCUUUUACGCGGAGCAACUCUUUGUUUUAUCAUUUUUGUUGUUGUUUGUUUGUGUUUUUUUUUUUUUUGCUUUUUUCUCACUUUACCAGCGCACAUACAUAACGUAAAAAAAAACAAAAAAAACAAAAAAGAAAGAAAGAAAAACAAAAAACAAAAAAAAAAAAAAAACCAAGCAAAAAGCAAACAAGUCAGUCAUACAUAGCGAGAAGAUGACCUUGCCUAGCGUUACUCCCGUAAAUGGUUGUGAUGAUGAUUCGGACAUGUUUGGUCCUCCACGUUCAUCACCACCUAUCGGUUAUCAUCAUCAUCGUUCGCGCGUGCCAAUGAUUUCACCAAAAUUGCGACAACGCGAAGAACGUAAACGCAUUUUACAGCUGUGCGCUCAUAAAUUGGAACGCAUUAAGGAUUCGGAAACGAAUUUAAGACGAAGUGUUUGCAUUAACAAUACCUAUUGUCGUUUAACCGAUGAAUUGAGACGUGAAAAACAAUCGCGUUAUUUAGCGAAUUUACCCAGAUCCGAAUCGAAACCGGAAACGGCUCGUGAUAAUAUCUUUAAUCCUUAUAAUAGCUGUGGCAUUGAUAAUAAUAAUCAUCAUCAGUUGACGGCGAAUAAAUCGAUGGCGCACGGUGAACAUCUAGCGCAUCAAAAUUCUAUCAAUAGCAUGAAAUCGAUCGACCACUGCAGUGACAGCAAUGUUUUACAAUCAAAUCAUUGUAAUAUGAAUAUAAUAAUUAAUGAGAAUUCCUCCUGCGAUAGCCAUUCAUCUACAUCUGCCUCUUUAGCGAAUACGUUAACAGCGACAACAAUAACAUCAACAACAACAGGAACAACAAUAUCAACAACAAUAACAACAAACGCAACAAGCUCGAUACGUAAACGACAACUGUGCUCAAGUAAUAUCGAUAACGAUUUAGAGAUAUUAGAUCGUGAAUUGAGCGCAAUUAAUUCACCGAUGCCUUUAAUUGAUCCGGAGAUAACACAAGGUGCCGAACAGCUAGAGAAAGCUAUAUCUUCACGUAAACGUCAACGUAGCGAAGAUGAGAGUGAUCGUUUAGUACGUGAGGCUCUCUCUCAAUUCUAUAUACCGCCACAGCGUCUCAUAUCGGCAAUUGAAGAUUGUCCCUUGGAUAUUGUAAAUAUGGGUAGCAUAUCACCCAAGUGUCCGAAAAUGCCGAACGGUUCAAAUGAUUUGGAAUUAGAUUUUGAUAUGAAUCAAAAUCAAAAAGAGUUUGAAGUCAUUAUGGAUGCAUUACGUUUGGGUUCGCCCAGUCCUACUCCUAGUGUCGGCAGUGAUACCUGCGGUCAAGCGGCCAUGAUGAGUGAAACGAAUGGUGGUGUAUUUCAUAAUUUGGUGGUAACAUCAUUGGAAACAUGAAAAUAUCAAUAAAAAAAAAGAGAAAAAUAUGAAUUUGAGAGUGAACUAUUUGAAAAAGAAGAAAAAGAACAGGAACAAGAAGAAGAAGACGAAGAAGAAGAAUAUGUGUUUUGAAUGUGAAAUUUUUCACAUUUCACUAUAUUUCCUCGCCGCUUUUUUCACCCCUGCUCCCAAAUAACAAGAAAUAACAAGAAGAACAACAGCAAGAACAACAACAACAACAAGAGACAAAAAAAACAUUUAAUAGUA
Molecule: messenger RNA, 2231 nt
Organism: Glossina fuscipes
Lineage: Eukaryota; Metazoa; Arthropoda; Insecta; Diptera; Glossinidae
Exons: 2
Coding region: 816-1982 (388 amino acids)
Source: RefSeq, a predicted model, not a curated record